AUGGCGGCCAUACUUCCCGUCGAAAUUAUACUCAGCAUAGCCGCGUACCUCGACUGUCAAGAGCAGUACGCCCUUCUACGAGCGAUCCCAUCACUCGCAAGUCAAUUCACGUACUCGCGGCAUCUCCUGGCUACCACCGAUGAUAAUGGCAACAACUUGGUGCAUAUAUUAGCGCAAAAGGGGGAGGAAUUCUUGCUGAAGUCGCUAUUCCGAGACGAAGAUCUGGAAGCAAGUCUCAUAUCUGGCAACAUCAUUCCUCGGUUAAAGCAGAUGCUUCUUACACGCUCUGUAAACAACGAUGGUGCUACGCCUAUUCACCUGGCGGCAUCCAAUGGAUAUUUGGGUAUUGUCGACUGGAUCUCGAAGAGGCCAGAUUUGGAUUUGAAUCGGCAGGACAAAUCUGGGUGUACGUGUGUGGAACGGGCAGCAAAGGCUGGACACGCUGAAGUUGUCAGUUUGCUCCUGGAUAAUCCGAAUAUGACGGUCGACUGGAACUCCAACCAAAGGUCAAACCCCCUUUGUCUUGCGGCCGAGUAUGGCCAUGAAGCUACUGUGAGGGUGAUCCUCGAGCGCCAUGGACACAGAAUCAGCGUCAAUUCCCAAGCCUCAUAUGGCAUCACGGCUCUCACCUUUUCGGUGCUUCGUGGCCGUAUGGGCAUCACCGACUUGUUGAUUCAGCAAAAAGGAGUAAACGUCAAUGCAGAGGAUCAUUUGGGCAACAGCACGUUGCACAUGGCAGUUAGAAGCAAGAAUCAAGCCGCCAUAAAAGCGAUCCUGGCACACCCAAAUGUCAAUCCGAAUAUGAGAGACUGGUACGGGCACACUCCCUUACAGGAGGCCGUAUGUAUCGCGGACAAGACGAUAGUCAAGCUCCUUCUUGAGCAUCCAGCAACAGAUGCCAAUCUGGGCAACUGCAAGAAAACGACUCCUCUCAUCAAAGCAGUCCAAGAAAACCACGACUGGGCGGUUGAAUUCCUCCUGAAAUGGCAUAACAUUGAGCCCGAUAAGAAAGACUACUGGGGAAUGACAGCUCUCUCAUGGGCCGCAUUCUUGGGCCGCAAGAAGAUGGUUGAAAGGCUGCUUGAACUGGAAGAGGUUGAUCCUAAUUCACUGGAAGAGGACGGCUUGACGCCUCUCGCCCUCUGCAUGCAAAUGGGAUGGCCGGACGUGGCCGAGGUUCUUCUCAAACACCCCGAUGUCGAUAUUAACGCGGAGGACGAUUGGGGCUGGACGCCGCUCGCCCAUGCCAAAAACGCCCCAAGAAGCAAGUCUGUUCCCUUAAUGAGACUUCUGACCCAGCACGGAGCGACCAUGACGCUCCAUGCAGAGAUGGUUGUCAUGUACAACGCAUUGGUCGAUUCUGAUAUUGCCGUAAGCUUAGUGGAAUCGAUAAUCAAGUGCAAGAACAUCGAGGCAUAUAUGAUAGACCGUUUUGGGCGAGAAAAGACCGAAUUGGCCAUGAAAGAUGGCGAACGAGGCGUGCGAGCGCUUCUCUUCCGGGAUACUCGGGCCGCGAGGAUGAGAAGGGAUGGGAUAGAGGGGAUGCUUUGCUUGGAAGGUUAG
This is a messenger RNA of Trichoderma breve, 1563 nucleotides long. Its product is annotated as ankyrin repeats (3 copies) domain-containing protein. The transcript has a single exon. Bases 1 to 1563 code for a protein of 520 amino acids. Gene Ontology annotation, molecular function: protein binding. NCBI's taxonomy places the organism in Eukaryota, Fungi, Ascomycota, Sordariomycetes, Hypocreales, Hypocreaceae. Gene Ontology annotation, cellular component: cytoplasm; nucleus. The record is from RefSeq and is a predicted model, not a curated record.